Molecule: messenger RNA, 1080 nt
Organism: Acinonyx jubatus (cheetah)
Lineage: Eukaryota; Metazoa; Chordata; Mammalia; Carnivora; Felidae
Gene: CABP2
Product: calcium binding protein 2
Exons: 9
Coding region: 1-1080 (359 amino acids)
Molecular function (GO): calcium ion binding
Source: RefSeq, a predicted model, not a curated record
AUGGGGCUGGAGACCGCUGCCCACUCAGCCACCCUCCCGCAGGAACGGGGCGACCAGAGUGGGAAGAGGAGGCGCCCAGCCCUGGUCUCCAUGGCCCUUCCCCAGGGCCAGGCAGAUGGCAGUCUCCCCGCGGGGGACCCCAGCCCCUCUGAGGGCACCCCAGGGCCCAGCCGGGCCCCUGCCAGCCCAGCAGCCAACGGGCGGCGGGCACUGCUCAAGGAACUGGAGGCCCGGGUGCAGGCAGCCUACGGGCAGGACUCCAGGCCUGGCAUGGUUCGGGAGCCCAUGGGAAACUGUGCCAAACGGCCUCGACAUCGGGGGCCUAAGGAGCGCUGGCAGUGGCCCAGCUCCCCCCCAGGGCGCUCCCACCACAGCCCCGGCCCCGGCCCCGGCCCCGAGGAGCAGGGGGACCCUGGGCCGGGCAUCCAGGGUUACUCGGUGCUCAGCAGCCUGGUGGGGCCCGCCUGCAUCUUCCUGCGGCCCAGCAUCGCAGCCACCCAGCUCGACCGGGAGCUGCGGCCAGAGGAGAUCGAAGAGCUGCAGAUCGCCUUCCAGGAGUUUGACCGAGACCGUGACGGCUACAUCGGCUACCGGGAGCUGGGCGCCUGCAUGCGGACCCUGGGCUACAUGCCCACUGAGAUGGAACUCAUCGAGAUUUCACAGCAAAUCAGUGGCGGGAAGGUGGACUUUGAGGACUUCGUUGAGCUGAUGGGCCCCAAGCUGCUGGCGGAGACGGCAGACAUGAUCGGCGUCAGGGAGCUUCGAGAUGCCUUUCGGGAGUUCGACACCAACGGGGAUGGCCGCAUCAGCUUGGGUGAGCUGCGGGCAGCCCUCAAGGCCCUGCUGGGGGAGCGCCUCAGCCAGCGGGAGGUGGACGAGGUCCUCCACGACAUUGACCUCAACGGGGACGGCCUGGUGGACUUUGAAGAUCCAGAAGACUCCCUUGUGGGCUCUGCCCUGGACCACACCUCCUCCCACCUCAAGGCCAAUAUAUUGGUCUCACCCCUACUGGGGUCCAGACUGCAGACCCGCAACCUUUGCUUUGUCCUGGUAGAGUUUGUGCGAAUGAUGUCUCGCUGA